AUGCUGCACCCCCUCUGCGAGGUCGUGCAAUACCCGCAGCAUGCUGCCCCCGGCACGACGCCCCUCAUCCUGAUCCACGAUGGCGGCGGCACCUCUUUCGCCUACCACUGCCUCGACCCGCUUCGCCGCCCUGUAUACGCCAUUGCCAACCCCCACUUCCACUCAGGCGCCCCCCUGGGCCCUGGCGGCAUCCGCGAGAUGGCCGAGUUGUACGUCGCCAUGGUGCGCCGCACUGUCGACUCGGACGACUUCCCCGACAACGGGGCCGCCCGCGCCCAGGGUCGCCGGGCCUCCUCAUGGUGGACUCACAUUCCUCUCUGGAAGGACUAUCAGACGGAGAUACAGAAAGUUCGGAGACAAUGUGGGUCGAUGACAGAGGACCCUCCCAGGAAGAACGUCCUGCUGGCGAGGCAGGCCAUGACGGCCGCCGUGGAGAUGAUUCAGAGCUGGGAGCUGCCGCAGUGGCCAUGGCAGGACGACAGGCCGGCCGAGGUCGGCGUCAACGGCUACUCGGCCACGGUGCCCCGCGUGCCUGGGGGUCCGCCGCCGACGGUGCUCCUCAAAGCCACGGACGGCGUGCCGACCAAGGUUGCUGGUGAGGUGAGCCGGGUCGACCUGUUUCGAGACCAGCGAGAUCUGGGCUGGGGGAAGUACCACCCUGGCUUCAUUGGCGAGGUUCUCGACGUCGACGGCCAUCAUUAUGGCCUCUUUGACUGGGCUCGGCUCUCGGCCACGACGAACAAGAUCAAGGAGGCGUGCGAGCUGCUUGAGAAGAAGCCCACAUGGAAUGAGAAGCGCGCAUAG
Messenger RNA from Verticillium dahliae VdLs.17, 804 nucleotides. RefSeq names its product Amt4. The coding region runs from base 1 to 804 and encodes 267 amino acids. The record is from RefSeq and is a predicted model, not a curated record. Lineage: Eukaryota; Fungi; Ascomycota; Sordariomycetes; Glomerellales; Plectosphaerellaceae. The transcript has 2 exons.